CAAUACUUAUUCUCUCACAUCAACGAUUAGUGAAGAGUAAUGGAAUCACCGUUGUUGGAAUAUGACUUGUCCAGUGGCGAUCUUAUCGCCUCCGAUGGUGACUACAGGCCUAUUUCUGACAUGAAUUUGAAUGAAUUGUGGGCUGUAUUUUGGAUUGAGACAGUAAAACUAUGGGAGAUUGGAGGACCAAUUGCUUUAAAUAUAAUGUGUCAAUACGGAUUUUACGCUAUCACUGUUGCUUUCUGUGGUCAUCUUGGACCAACACAACUCGCUGCUGUUACCCUUGCUCUAACUGUUAUUUCUACUUUCGCUUUCGGCUUCAUGAUGGGCAUGGGGAGUGCUUUAGAGACUCUCUGUGGGCAGGCAUUUGGUGCUGGGCAAAUACACAUGCUUGGAAUUUACACACAGCGCUCAAUGAUUAUUCUACUCCUCAGUACCUUCCUUGUCUUACCAAUAUACAUUUUCACUACUCCUAUACUUCACUUCUUAGGCCAACAUCAUGAUACUGCUGUUGUUGUUGGAAAGUUCACCAUGUUAAUUAUACCUGAAUUAUUUUCCCUCUCUAUCACUAUUCCCACUGCAAAAUUUCUUCAAGCUCAGAGUAAAGUUGGCGUGCUGGCCUGGAUUGGUUUUGUGGCUCUCCUACUCCAUGCUCUUCUCCUCUGGCUCUUCAUUUAUGUAUUCAAUUGGGGUUUAACCGGGGCAGCUAUAUCACUUAAUCUUGUAUGCUGGAUCAACGCCCUAGCUCAAUUUGCUUACGUUGUUUUUCAAUGCAAGGAUGGGUGGAUGGGAUGGUCUUGGUCUGCAUUCGAUGACAUGUGGCCCUUUGUUAAACUGUCAAUUGAGUCAGCUCUUAUGCUAUCCCUAGAAAUUUGGUUUCCGAUGAGUGUUGUCCUCAUUGCCGGAUAUCUCAAAGAUCCAGUUACUGCUGUUGGAACCCUCUCUAUUUGCUCAACUCUUAGUGAAUGGCAAGAAAUGUUUUUUGUCGGAAUCAAUGCUGCCAUAAGUGUUCGGGUCUCAAAUGAGCUUGGGCUAGGACAUGCCAGGGCGACCAAAUAUAGUGUCUAUGUCACACUAUUUCAGUCACUUCUCGUUGGGAUUCUGUGCAUGAUUGUAGUAUUGGCAGUAAGAAAUCAUCUUGCCAUUCUUUUCACCGACAACGAGGUUUUGAUCAAAUCUGUUUCUGAGCUUGCUCAGUUUCUUGGAGUAGCAAUGCUACUCAGCAGUGUUCAUCCUGUGAUAUCAGGUGUUGCUAUUGGAUGUGGAUGUCAAGGUCUAGUGGCUUACAUCAAUUUGGGUUCUUUCUAUGCUUUUGCUAUUCCUCUCGGAUAUGUUCUUGGUUCUGUGGCUAACUUGGGAGUCAUGGGACUAUGGGGAGGAAUGAUAGCUGGACUUGCUUUGCAAACACUGCUACUCUCGUUUAUACUCUAUAGAAUUGAUUGGAAUAAAGAGGUUGAGCAGACAAUGAAACGGAUGCAAAUAUGGGGAGAUCAAGACUUAGAAACGGAGAGAAUUAAACUCUAAUUGGUUAUAGAACUACGAUCUAUGCAUAGCACAACGUAA
This is a messenger RNA of Solanum stenotomum, 1563 nucleotides long. RefSeq names its product protein DETOXIFICATION 35-like. Gene Ontology annotation, biological process: xenobiotic detoxification by transmembrane export across the plasma membrane. NCBI's taxonomy places the organism in Eukaryota, Viridiplantae, Streptophyta, Magnoliopsida, Solanales, Solanaceae. The transcript is spliced from 7 exons. Bases 40 to 1524 code for a protein of 494 amino acids. Gene Ontology annotation, molecular function: antiporter activity; xenobiotic transmembrane transporter activity. The record is from RefSeq and is a predicted model, not a curated record. Gene Ontology annotation, cellular component: membrane.